Helianthus annuus (common sunflower) is the source of this 7217-nucleotide messenger RNA. Its product is annotated as acetyl-CoA carboxylase 1. The coding region runs from base 64 to 7095 and encodes 2343 amino acids. Gene Ontology annotation, molecular function: acetyl-CoA carboxylase activity; metal ion binding; ATP binding. Gene Ontology annotation, biological process: fatty acid biosynthetic process. The record is from RefSeq and is a predicted model, not a curated record. The transcript has 34 exons. NCBI's taxonomy places the organism in Eukaryota, Viridiplantae, Streptophyta, Magnoliopsida, Asterales, Asteraceae.
CACACACAGACACAUUCAUUCUUACAUAGCCAAGCCACCCAGUGAUAGUUGUUACAUGCGCCGAUGAAUAAUCUUAAAGUGUUUGAUCUCAAGUUCAACUUCUCCCCGCAGAUGACAACCGACGUAUCAGCAGCACCGGAGGAUCAUUCCAGAAGAUCAGAGCCGAUGAAAAGAAAUGUUAGGUGCGAUUACCAUCAGCAGCGGGCCGUUACUCCAUGUAGUUUCCUUGAAAACACACCGAUUCCGGCAACCCAUGCAAAGGUGAAGAAGGACAAGUUUGGAGAACGAAUUGCCACCCUUCAACACAUGGUCUCACAUUAUGCCAAGGAAACACCCUUGUGUUUUAGAGAAGAAGAGGCUCCAGUGCAAAGUGGAAACAUGUCAGAAGCUCAGAGGAUGCCUUUAAACGGGAGUUUCAAUUACGGCACCGGUAACAUUAACGGGGGGAUUUCGUUGAGGUCUUCUGCAAGUAGAUCCGCCAUCGAUGAGUUUUGUUAUGCACUUGGUGGAAAUAGGCCCAUUCACAAUAUUUUAGUUGCAAAUAAUGGAAUGGCGGCUGUAAAGUUUAUAAGAAGUGUGAGAACAUGGAGUUAUGAAACAUUUGGUUCAGAAAAAGCUAUUUUAUUGGUAGCCAUGGCUACUCCAGAAGAUAUGAGGAUAAAUGCUGAGCAUAUUAGGAUUGCUGAUCAGUUUGUUGAAGUCCCCGGCGGUACAAAUAAUAAUAAUUAUGCUAAUGUGCAACUCAUUGUAGAGACGGCUGAGAUUACACAUGUUGAUGCUGUUUGGCCUGGUUGGGGUCAUGCAUCUGAAAUCCCUGAACUACCAGAUGCAUUGGAGGCUAAAGGAAUUAUAUUUCUUGGCCCUCCUGCUUUAUCUAUGUCCGCCUUAGGAGAUAAAAUCGGUUCUUCUUUGAUUGCACAAGCGGCUUCUGUACCAACACUUCCAUGGAGUGGUUCUCAUGUGAAAAUUCCUGUGGAAAGCUGUUUGCGCACAAUCCCAGACGAUGUAUAUAGAAAAGCUUGUGUGUAUACAACUGAAGAAGCAGUUGCUAGUUGUCAAGUUAUUGGUUACCCAGCUAUGAUUAAGGCAUCAUGGGGUGGAGGUGGCAAAGGCAUAAGAAAGGUUCAUAAUGACGAAGAAGUGAAGGCCCUUUUCAAGCAAGUUCAAGGUGAAGUACCCGGUUCUCCUAUUUUCAUAAUGAAAGUUGCUUCCCAGAGCCGGCAUCUAGAAGUCCAGCUACUAUGUGAUCAGUAUGGCAAUGUAGCAGCUUUACAUAGUCGUGAUUGCAGUGUUCAAAGGCGACAUCAAAAGAUUAUCGAGGAGGGGCCAAUAACUGUAGCUCCACCUGAGACAAUAAAGAAGCUUGAGCAAGCAGCAAGAAGAUUAGCAAAAUCGGUUAAUUAUGUUGGAGCUGCCACUGUAGAGUAUUUGUACAGUAUGGAAACUGGGGAUUAUUACUUUUUGGAGCUUAAUCCUCGUUUACAGGUGGAGCAUCCCGUGACUGAGUGGAUAGCAGAAGUUAAUCUACCUGCAGCACAAGUUGCGGUUGGAAUGGGAAUUCCACUUUGGCAAAUUCCAGAAAUUAGACGCUUUUAUGGGAUGGACAAUAGUGGAGGUUAUGAUGCUUGGAGAAAAACAUCGGCCCUUGCAACCCCUUUUGACUUUGACCAAGCAGAGUCAGUUAGACCGAAGGGUCAUUGUAUUGCUGUUCGUGUAACAAGUGAGGAUCCAGAUGAUGGUUUUAAGCCUACCAGUGGGAAAGUACAGGAGCUAAGUUUUAAAAGCAAGCCAAAUGUUUGGGCAUACUUUUCUGUCAAGUCUGGAGGAGGCAUUCAUGAAUUCUCAGAUUCUCAAUUUGGUCAUGUUUUUGCAUUUGGAGAGUCAAGACAAUUGGCUAUUGCAAAUAUGGUUCUUGGGCUGAAGGAAAUCCAAAUUCGUGGCGAAAUCCGUACUAAUGUUGAUUAUACAAUCGAUCUGUUACAUGCUCCGGAUUAUAGAGAAAACAAAAUACAUACGGGGUGGUUAGAUAGCCGAAUUGCAAUGCGGGUUAGAGCAGAAAGGCCCCCAUGGUAUCUCUCGGUAGUUGGCGGAGCGCUUUAUAAAGCUGCUGCUAGAUGUGCCGCCAUGGUAUCGGAUUAUGUUGGUUAUCUUGAAAAGGGUCAAAUCCCUCCAAAGCAUAUAUCGUUGGUCAACUCUCAAGUUAUUUUGAAUAUAGAGGGUAGUAGAUACACGAUUGAUAUGGUGAAAAGAGGACCCGGAAGUUAUAGAUUGAGAAUGAAUCAAUCUGACAUUGAAGCAGAAAUACAUACUCUACGUGAUGGGGGUUUAUUGAUGCAGUUGGACGGAAAUAGCCAUAUUAUAUACGCAGAGGAAGAAGCAGCCGGUACACGUCUUCUGAUUGAUGGAAGAACUUGCUUGCUUCAGAAUGAUCACGAUCCUUCCAAAUUGGUGGCUGAAACACCAUGCAAGCUUCUAAGAUAUUUAGUUCCAGAUGGUAGCCAUGUUGAUGCUGACUCACCUUACGUUGAGGUGGAAGUUAUGAAGAUGUGUAUGCCACUUCUUUCACCGGCUGCUGGAGUUAUACAAUUCAAAAUGUCUGAAGGUCAAGCGAUGCAGGCUGGUGAGCUUAUAGCAAGGCUUGAUCUUGACGACCCUUCAGCUGUACGAAAAGCAGAGCCCUUUCAUGGAAGCUUUCCUGCUCUGGGCCAGCCAACCGCCAUUUCAGACAAAGUUCAUCAGAAAUGUGCUGCAACUCUAACUGCUGCCAGAAUGAUUCUUGCAGGAUAUGAUCACAAUAUUGAUGACGUUGUACAAAACCUGCUUCUUUGUCUAGAUAGUCCUCAGCUUCCUUUCCUUCAAUGGCAAGAAUGCUUUGCGGUUCUAGCAAAUCGACUCCCGAAAGAUCUACGAAACAAGUUGGAAUCGAAGUUUAAGGAGUAUGAAGGAGUUUCCACCCAGCAAGCAAUCGAAUUCCCUGCCAAAGUGUUACGCACCAUUCUAGAAAGCCACCUUGGAUCUUGCUCAGAGAAAGAGAAAGUUGCCCAAGAAAGACUCAUUGAACCGUUAAUGAGUCUUGUUAAGUCCUAUGAAGGUGGUAGAGAAAGUCAUGCACGUGGGAUUGUUCAAGCACUUUUUGAAGAAUAUUUAUCCAUCGAAGAAUUAUUUAGUGACAAUAUUCAGGCUGAUGUUAUUGAACGUCUUCGACUCCAAUACAAGAAAGAUCUCUUAAGGGUUGUGGACAUUGUGAUUUCUCAUCAGGGUGUUAAGCGUAAAAACAAGCUGAUACUAAGAUUGAUGGAGCAUUUGGUUUACCCUAAUCCGGCAGCUUAUAGAGAGAAACUCAUACGGUUUUCUACACUCAACCACACCAAUUAUUCUGAGUUGGCAUUGAAGGCAAGUCAAUUGUUGGAACAAACAAAACUAAGCGAACUUCGUUCAAGUAUUGCUAGAAGUCUUUCUGAACUAGAAAUGUUUACGGAAGAAGGUGAAAAUAUCGAUACCCCCAAAAGAAAAAGUGCAAUGAAUGAAAGAAUGGAAGAUAUUGUGAGUGCUCCGUUGGCAGUGGAAGAUGCUCUUGUUGGUCUGUUUGACCAUAGUGAUCACACCCUUCAAAGGCGUGUUGUUGAGACUUAUGUUAGAAGAUUAUAUCAGCCGUAUCUUGUCAAGGGGAGUGUUAGAAUGCAAUGGCACAGGUCCGGGCUUAUUGCUUCAUGGCAAUUCAUUGAAGGGCAUAUUGGGGAUUUUGAUAAUGAAACGAUUGACAAGAAAUGGGGAGCUAUGGUUAUCAUUAAAUCUCUCCAAUUUUUGCCCGAUGUCAUCAAUGCAGCACUUAAAGAAACCACUCAUGCUACAACUCAAAAUGGAAAUAUGAUGCACAUCGCCUUGGCCGGCAUCAACAACCAAAUGAGUCUGCUUCAAGACAGUGGGGAUGAGGAUCAGGCUCAAGAGAGAGUCAACCGCUUGGCAAAAAUACUUAAAGAUAAAGACGUAAGUUCCAGUCUGAAAAACGCAGGAUAUCAAGUUAUAAGUUGUAUAAUACAAAGAGAUGAAGGUAGGGGCCCAAUGAGACACUCCUUCCAUUGGUCAGAAACUAAUCAUUAUUAUAUCGAAGAGCCAUUGAUGCGCCACCUGGAACCUCCAUUAUCCAUUUAUCUUGAACUGGAUAAACUUAAGGGGUAUGAGAACAUAAAAUACACUCCGUCCCGUGACAGACAAUGGCACAUGUAUACAGUCGAUGCAAAACCACUUCCUUUUCAAAGAAUGUUUCUUAGAACACUUGUAAGACAACCGACAAAAGAAUUGUUUUCACCCUCCGGUUACCAAGAUUCAGAAGUUGCGGGGGGUCCACGGUCUCAGUUGACUCUAUCUUACACAUCAAGGAGUAUCUUGAGAUCUUUAGUGACUGCUAUGGAAGAAUUGGAACUUCACGUUCAUAAUGCUACUGUUAAGUCUGAUCAUGCUCAUAUGUACCUCUAUGUGUUGAAGGAACAACAAAUCAACGAUCUUGUUCCAUUCUCAAUGAGAGUGGAUGUAGAUUCCGGGGUCGAAGAGGGUGUGGUAGAGGCACUUUUAGUGAAGUUGGCUCGUGAAAUUCAUUCUAUGGUUGGUGUAAAAAUGCACCGAUUAGGUGUUUUUGAGUGGGAGAUUAAGCUUUGCAUGGCCUCUUCUGGUCAAGUCAAUGGUGCAUGGAGGGUUGUGGUCAACAAUGUGACUGGUCAUACCUGCAUUGUACACGUGUAUAGGGAAGUUGAAGAUCCUGUUAAACAAAAGGUGGUUUAUCAUGCUAUCUCAACAUCAGGCCCGUUACAUGGUGUACCUGUCAACACACCUUCUCAGCCUUUGAAAUUACUUGAUCAAAAACGUCUUUUGGCUAGGAAAAGUAACACUACUUACUGCUAUGACUUUGCCCUGGCGUUUGAAGCAGCCCUUGAGAAUAUAUGGUCAUCGAAACUCCCUAAUAAUAGCAGCAGGCCUGAAGGUAAACUUGUAAAGGCGACUGAACUCAUGUUUGCUGACCCUGGAGGCUCAUGGGGUACACCACUUGUACCAGUAAACCGUGAGCCAGGCCAAAAUAAUGUGGGCAUGGUGGCUUGGACCAUGGACCUCUGCACACCCGAGUUUCCUCAUGGACGGACAAUUUUGGUAGUGGCAAAUGAUGUCACCUUUAGAAAUGGGUCAUUUGGCCCAGUUGAGGACGCGUUUUUUGAGGCUGUCACUGAUCUGGCUUGCACCAAGAAACUGCCCCUAAUCUACCUGGCGGCAAACUCCGGUGCCCGUAUCGGGGCGGCUGAGGAGGUCAGAUCUUGCUUUAGAAUUGGGUGGUCUGAUGAAUCAAACCCCGAUUCGGGGUUCCAGUAUUUGUACCUAACCCCCGAAGAUUAUACUCGUCUUAAAUCGUCGGUAAUCGCACAUGAAAUGAGUCUCGAAAGUGGUGAAACGAGAUGGAUAAUUGAUACAAUUGUGGGAAAAGAAGAUGGAUUAGGGGUUGAGAAUUUAAGCGGUAGCGGGGCGAUUGCUGGUGCGUAUUCCAGAGCGUAUAAAGAAACUUUUACAUUGACAUACGUGACGGGAAGAACAGUAGGGAUUGGUGCUUAUUUAGCUCGUUUAGGUAUGCGGUGCAUACAACGCCUUGACCAGCCGAUUAUUUUAACUGGGUUUUCAGCCCUAAACAAGCUUUUGGGCCGAGAGGUUUACAGCUCACAAAUGCAACUCGGUGGGCCAAAAAUUAUGGGGACAAACGGUGUUGUUCAUUUAACGGUUUCUGACGAUCUUGAAGGUGUUUCGGCCAUCUUGAAUUGGUUGAGUUUUGUUCCGCCUUACGUAGGUGGCCCGCUUCCUGUUUUAGCACCUGUGGACCCUGUGGACCGGCCCGUGGGGUACCUGCCUGAGAACUCAUGUGACCCCCGGGCGGCUGUUUGUGGGAUGUUGGACGGAAAAUGGGUUGGUGGGAUUUUUGAUCGAGACAGUUUUGUGGAGACGUUAGAGGGUUGGGCGAGGACGGUGGUUACAGGCCGGGCCAAACUCGGUGGGAUCCCAGUUGGAGUUAUUGCUGUCGAGACGCAAACGGUGAUGCAGAUUAUACCUGCGGAUCCUGGGCAGCUUGAUUCACAUGAACGGGUAGUCCCACAAGCUGGACAGGUGUGGUUCCCGGACUCUGCUAGUAAAACGGCUCAAGCUAUAAUGGAUUUUAACCGAGAAGAGCUCCCUCUUUUCAUUAUGGCCAACUGGCGGGGGUUUUCGGCCGGUCAACGUGACCUUUUUGAAGGUAUUUUACAAGCGGGAUCGACAAUUGUUGAGAAUCUUAGAACGUAUAAACAGCCUGUUUUCGUUUACAUCCCAAAAACCGGUGAACUUCGUGGUGGUGCUUGGGUGGUUGUGGAUAGUCGGAUUAAUUCAGACCAUAUAGAAAUGUAUGCAGAAACCACCGCCAAAGGAAACGUUCUUGAACCCGAAGGAAUGAUUGAAAUCAAAUUCCGAAAUAAAGAGUUGUUAGACUGUAUGACCCGACUCGAUCCACAAAUCCAUAAUCUUAAAGAAAAACUUAAAGAAUCCAAAUAUGAUCAAACAAUCGCCAACCAGAUAAAAGCCCGUCAGAAACAGCUUUUGCCAAUUUACACUCAGAUCGCCACAAAGUUCGCUGAGCUUCAUGACACAUCGUUCCGAAUGGCUGAAAAAGGGGUGGUAAAAAAGGUGGUUGACUGGACAGUUUCUCGGUUUUUCUUCUACAAAAGGCUCCGGCGCAGGCUGGCAGAGGCUUCUUUAAUAAGUAGCAUGCAUGAGGCUGCGGGUGACAUGCUGUCCUACAAGUCGGCUUAUGAUAUGAUUAAAAAAUGGUUUUUGGAGACCAAAGGCGAACAAGAGUCAUGGCUUGAUGAUGAUGCUUUUUUCACAUGGAAAGAUGACCCAAAGAAUUACACCCACAAGUUGAGUGAGUUACGUACACACAAGGUUACGAAUCAGUUAUUAAAGAUUGGUGGUUCAGCGUCGGAGCUGGAAGCUUUGCCGCAGGGCCUCGCUGCACUUCUGCAAGAGGUGGAUCCGGCGACCAAAAGUAAAUUGAUUGAACAACUCCGGGGGGUUCUUGGGGCGAAUUGAGAAGUGUACAUUAUGACCGAUGAGUGUGAAUUAUAUCGAGAGUUUACAUACUUUUCAUAAUUUGUACUCCCAUUUCUUACUAUCCUAACUAAUUUAAAUCAAUACACCAUUUUCCGAACUUU